AUGUGCUUGCUGCCUGUGCCCCGAGGGCCCCUGCGCCACGCGGCAGUGACUGGGGGCACCCAGUGCCGUGACACGUCUGGUGUCUACCUGGCCCAGCACUGGCUGCGGGCCCCGGGGGAGCUGCAGAGACCCAGCUUCUCCACCACGCCUGGGCUGGCCAACCGGGACCCCAACCGCACCUUCACCAGCGACUUCCUCACACGAAUGUCCUCCAGGCUGGCCCAGCCCCUCGGCCUGGCACUGAGUCCCCGCCUCAGACGUGCCAGGGCCAACCCGGAUGACCCCUGCAAGGUGACAAGGGCCCGAGAACUGAACCAGCUGCCGGGGCCCCAGGCCUCAGGCCGGGCCUUCGGCUUUGUCCUUGACCUGCACAGCAGCACGGCCAACGCGGGCACCUGCCUCAUCGCAGAAGCUGCCCACGAGGGUCUUGCCAUGCACCUGUGCCACCACCAGAGCCCCAAGGUGCCCUGCCCAGCCCUGUACCAGCUGCCGGGGUGGGGGAGUUAUAGCCUGGACCCCUUGGCCAAGAACGGAAUGGUCCUGGAGCUGGGCCCCCAGCCUCAGGGUGUGCUGCGCAGGAUGAGGACCCUGGUGGCCAAAGUCCUGGACUUCAUCGAGCUCUUCACCCAGGCACAUGGAAAGGGGAGCGUGGACCGGCCACGCACGGAGGCGGGGACCGGGCAUCCUCAGCUGCAGACCCUACAGCCCGGUAUAGCCAUCCUCCAGAUGUCCGGUGGUGAGGAUGUGCUCUGUGAGUGGGGGGGGAGGUCUGCCGUGUACCCCAUGGUCAUCAACAAGGCCACCUACUAUGAAAAGGGCAUUGCCUCCAUUCAGGCGGAGAAGCUCAUGUUCUCCGUGCCUGCCCUGCCGCGCUGGCCCUCACCCCCACCCCAGCCCCUGACCCAGGGCGUCCACUCAGGCCAGACUCGACACAGCCCGCAGCUUCUGCACCCACCUGAGCCUGACAGGCCGCGGCUCCUGCCUGACAGCAGGGCCGGGGGGCCCAGAGCGCCAUCCUCGGGAGGCGUCUCCCCCCGGCCCCUCCGCACCCUCGCCUGGCCCAUCCAUCUCCCCGCGGCCACAGCUGCCACGCGGCCUCCUGCUAUUGAGCAGCGAGAUGAGAAGGUGUGA
Messenger RNA from Lynx canadensis (Canada lynx), 1131 nucleotides. RefSeq names its product aminoacylase 3 (gene ACY3). Gene Ontology annotation, molecular function: aminoacylase activity; hydrolase activity, acting on ester bonds. The record is from RefSeq and is a predicted model, not a curated record. Lineage: Eukaryota; Metazoa; Chordata; Mammalia; Carnivora; Felidae.